AUGAGGGCAUCGUUGUUCCUGGUGGUUGCCUUUGCUCCACGAUCUUCCGCCGAGAACGCCACAGUAUACAUCCAGCCAGAUGAAUAUGGGGAUGAAAUCUGCUGGGAAAUCAGCAACCCUGCGGAUGAUGCUGUACUCGCAAGCGGAGGCCCAUAUGCAAAUGAGGACACUUCUCCCAAAUUUGUGGAAGUUGAUCUUCCGCAACUAUCUCCAGAAGAGUGUUACACCUUUAGCAUUUAUGACAGCGAAGCAUUGGGCCAUUACCAAGUGGACUACAACGGAACAAACUUUUCGUCCGUCUUUCCUUCCUUCCCCAAUGGCAGGUGGGAGCACACUUAUUUUGGAUCCAGCCAUUGCACAAAUCUGAGUGAUCCCCCGGCCCAAGGCCCACCAAUCUCUUCUUGUGUAACAAACAGUCCAACUUUUAGCCCCACCACAACUCCCGUCAUCGCAAACAUCACAAUCCAACCAGAUUGUUGCCCUGGUGAAAUCUCGUGGGAGAUAAAGGACUUCACAGGCUCAAUCCUUGCAUCUGGAAGUGGAGAUGAAAACGACACACUCUAUCUCCCAGAAAUAGGGCUUGAACAAUGCUACACAUUCACCAUUUACGACAGCGCAGGCGAUGGUCUUUGUUGUGAUCAUGGGAUUGGCUAUUAUGAGCUUAUUGCAUACAAUGAAACAACAAUCGUAAAUUCCAGUUUUAGGGAUGCAAGAAUGGAGUACAAGCACUUUGGAUCAGACUAUUGCACAAAUCUUCCCAUCACAAGCGCUCCUACUUUGCCCACGACAGACAUGCCCACGUCUAAACCCACAACUACACCUCCUUGCGAAGGAGAAGAGCUUGUGGCAGAAUCACAGGGAUGUCAUUCUGCGGAGGUGUGCAGAGACACGGCCCAGUCCUUGGGACUCAUUGUGGGCCACCCCGUCUUCGGCUAUGAGGGGAAUUGGUCCCUGAAGGGGUGCUUCUACUAUCCCAACAGUCAUCCCGAGUUUCCAAACCGCGUUUUCUUUGGAUCACAAGGAACCUGUGAGGAGCUUGGUGCAGCACCCAAUGAUGGCAUCGUAAGGAUCAAUUGUUGGAAUUCGACCAUUCCUGAGAUCAAUGAGUUCACGCAAGCUGUUGCUACCGGUGAUCCCUCCCUUGCACCAUCAUCAACACCGACUUUGUCCAGCACAGAACUUACCGAGUCAGUAAAGGGUUCUGUGACUUUUGAUUCGACUUUGGAAGACGAGGAUGAUUCCUUGAACAUAUGGGUUGCAAUCCUUGUAUUUACGAUCUUGCUUCUUCUCAUCUUGUGCAGCCUCAACUGUGGGUACAAACGUGGUUACCUCGAAGCCGACAAGUUUGUUGACUCGAAGAAGGUGGCUCAAGACUUCCGCAAAGAGAUGAUGGAUUCCAAUUUCCUGAUUCUGACUUUCGAGCGUGGUUGCUUUACAAGAUGGUUUUCGUGUUGCUUCCGUGAUAAAAGCCUCAUGUUGCCCGAGGAGACCCAACGAAAGGCCCUCUUCUUCACAACGCGAAUCAAGCGUCGUUGGAACCCUGCCAUGGCCUUCCUCCAGUUGUUGUUUGGCUGGGUCACUCUCAUCAGCACCAUUAUAGCCGUCAUCGAUCCUUCCAUUACAAUCAAUCUCAUUGUGGGGUCCUGUAUUAUGUUUAUGGACGAGUUGCUCCUCCAUCUUUGGUAUGGAUAUCUACGUUACCCAAAUCCUAUCACCCAGUGUUGUAGAAACCGGAAGAAGGAGAAGCAAGACAAAAGCGUCUUUGGGAAGAUGCGAAGGUUAUUCUCUAUCCUUUACCAUGGGGGUGACACAGAAGACAAGUACUCCAAGUACAUCGACGUUGUUGGGUUCCCCUUUGUUCUCAUUCAGCACGUUGGAACGCUCACUGCUUGCAUUGUUUUGUCGGUUGGGCCAAGAAGAAUCAGGAGGAUGCUUUCAGGGGAGCAAGACGAAGCUGAGGAGGAGGAAGAAGAAGUGGAGGAAGAAGAAGCAGAAGAACCACCACAAGAAACAGAGGAGCACCAGGAGGGGGAGGCAGUUGAUGAAGAAGCACCUCUGGAGGAACUGGACGAAGGACUAGAGGGCGGUGAAGAAAAUGGGGAAGACGAGGAAGAAACUAUCAAGAAAGAAAAGGACUUGCAACUGCUGGUGCCUGCGGCAGCUCUAAUUGGAGUUCUAACUGGAAGUCUUGCUUUUCCCAUCAUUUUUAUCAUUACAACGUCGGCGUAUGGGAAGGCCCUUGUCUCACUGGCGCAUUUCAUUGAGAAAGAGUACUACGAAGCCAAGCUCUUUCGAAAGAGUCUGGUCGAGUUCCUGACUGGUAUUCUUUGCAAGGCUUUCACUGACUUCGUUGGUGUUCAAGACUUUGGAACUGAGAACGAUGGAUUCGUUGACUUCCUCAAGCAUGUCGUGAAAUGGAAGUAUGAACUCGAAAUACUGGAUACGGAAGACCUUGAUGAUGCCUCGCAAGCUCUCGCAAACACAACCAAGGGGGGACUGCUCGUCAACAGUGCAGGUGGGUCAAACAGAUCUGUCACUCAUAGCCCCACCGAGAGAGACGAAACGGAAAGGCAGCCAGACCAGACCCUAACGAAAGCCCCCGCCCCAACAAGAGAGGCGCCAGGAGUGAUGCCCCCAGCCAGCGAGUCAACUACCCCUGCCCAAACGGCUGAGCCAGCCACUUGUCUCUCAAACGAUAUGGAUAGGCCGGACCAGCCCUCAACGAUCGUGCCCUUCGAAUCCCCAACAGCAGAGGAGUCCCCAGCCCCUGACUCCACCAAGGACCCUCCCCAUACAGCCGAGCCAGCCGAUUUUCCAUUUUCAUUGGUCCCAUACGAGCAAGAAGACCGCCUUAUUGCUGUCUGUAAAUGCCACAAUCAAGAGAUCUGUGAGGAAUGCUGUUCCGACUACAGCCUAAUGAAUGAGUUGGCGGGAAGCAGUGACUAUCUUGAUGUGAAGGACCAGCCCGCCCCUCGGUUAGAGGUUACUGCGGAGGUUGUGGGGGACUUUGUGCAGAAACUACCAACGCCCAGCAACCCCACGAACCAGGAAUUGUCCGCGCGGGCACACGACUUGGCAGCUGGGCUGGUCCAGGAUUCUUCGAGGACGCAGCAUGAAAUCGUUGAACGUAUGGCCUGUGUUUGCUUUAUCAAACGCAACUCCUCUCCUCUGGAGAUAAGAAAUGACUUCUCCCCUGCUGUUGACAAGGCCACACAGAGUCUCGUGGAAGCAAUGGAAGCAACUCGUCACAGUUGAUUUCGCAGCUUGAACAAAAGAUGGGACCAGGCCCAACUCCGAAAUGACCAGAGCUACACCGUAUGACGCAACCAAAUGGAGAAUUGCAUCAUUCGGGCCCCUUCCUAUAAUUACCACCAACUAUACAACCUAAACAACAACAGAGAUGAGCCACGGCCGACAAAACAACAGAAACAAACCAAGCAAGUCUACAUUUCCCCCUUCAUGCAACGAACAGACGAAUAAAAGCGUCUCCCCAGCAAGAGGAGUCACAGGUCAUCUUCAAAAACCUAUUCGUGGAUAUAUUAAACCCCAUCGAAAGAAAUGUAAUUCUCGA
This is a messenger RNA of Seminavis robusta, 3571 nucleotides long. The record is from the annotation of a GenBank genome assembly. Lineage: Eukaryota; Bacillariophyta; Bacillariophyceae; Naviculales; Naviculaceae.